AUGCGCGAGAUUGUUCACCUUCAGACCGGCCAGUGCGGUAACCAGAUUGGUGCUGCCUUCUGGCAAAUUAUCUCUGGCGAGCACGGCCUCGAUGGCUCCGGCAACUACAAUGGUACGUCCGACCUUCAGCUCGAGCGUAUGAACGUCUACUUCAACGAGGCUGCCGGCAACAAAUAUGUCCCUCGCGCCGUCCUCGUCGAUCUCGAGCCCGGUACCAUGGACGCCGUCCGCGCCGGUCCAUUCGGUCAGCUCUUCCGUCCCGACAACUUCGUCUUCGGCCAGAGCGGUGCUGGCAAUAACUGGGCCAAGGGUCACUACACUGAGGGCGCCGAGCUCGUCGACCAGGUCCUCGACGUUGUCCGUCGUGAGGCUGAGGGCUGCGACUGCCUUCAGGGCUUCCAGAUCACCCACUCUCUUGGUGGUGGUACUGGUGCUGGUAUGGGCACACUGCUCAUCUCCAAGAUCCGUGAGGAGUUCCCAGACCGCAUGAUGGCCACAUUUUCUGUCGUACCAUCACCAAAGGUUUCCGACACCGUCGUCGAGCCAUACAACGCCACUCUAUCCGUCCACCAGCUCGUCGAGAACUCAGAUGAGACCUUCUGUAUCGACAACCAGGCCCUGUACGACAUCUGCAUGCGUACAUUGAAGCUGUCCAACCCCUCAUAUGGUGAUCUUAACCACCUGGUCUCCGCCGUCAUGUCUGGUGUCUCCACAUCGCUGCGCUUCCCCGGCCAGCUCAACUCCGAUCUUCGCAAACUGGCCGUCAACAUGGUCCCAUUCCCUCGUCUACACUUCUUCAUGGUCGGCUUCGCCCCUCUCACUAGCCGUGGCGCCAACUCAUUCCGUGCCAUCAGCGUCUCGAUGAAGGAGGUCGAGGACCAGAUGCGCAACGUCCAGAACAAGAACACCUCAUACUUCGUCGAGUGGAUCCCCAACAACGUCCAGACUGCUCUUUGCUCUAUCCCACCUCGUGGCCUGAAGAUGAGCGCUACAUUUGUCGGCAACUCUACUUCCAUCCAGGAGCUGUUCAAGCGUGUUGGAGAUCAGUUCUCUGCUAUGUUCCGUCGCAAGGCUUUCUUACAUUGGUAUACUGGUGAGGGUAUGGACGAGAUGGAGUUCACUGAGGCCGAGUCCAACAUGAACGAUCUUGUCAGCGAAUACCAGCAAUACCAGGAAGCCUCCAUCUCAGAUGGCGAGGAGCCAUACGAGGGUGAGGAGGACCUCGGCGAGGAGGGUCUCGAGCAGUAG
Messenger RNA from Cyphellophora attinorum, 1248 nucleotides. Its product is annotated as Tubulin beta chain. Gene Ontology annotation, molecular function: structural constituent of cytoskeleton; GTP binding; GTPase activity. The record is from RefSeq and is a predicted model, not a curated record. Lineage: Eukaryota; Fungi; Ascomycota; Eurotiomycetes; Chaetothyriales; Cyphellophoraceae. The coding region runs from base 1 to 1248 and encodes 415 amino acids. Gene Ontology annotation, cellular component: cytoplasm; microtubule. Gene Ontology annotation, biological process: mitotic cell cycle; microtubule cytoskeleton organization. The transcript has 9 exons.